This is a messenger RNA of Diaporthe amygdali, 993 nucleotides long. RefSeq lists its product as uncharacterized. The record is from RefSeq and is a predicted model, not a curated record. Bases 1 to 993 code for a protein of 330 amino acids. Lineage: Eukaryota; Fungi; Ascomycota; Sordariomycetes; Diaporthales; Diaporthaceae. The transcript has 2 exons. Gene Ontology annotation, cellular component: nucleus; checkpoint clamp complex. Gene Ontology annotation, biological process: DNA damage checkpoint signaling; DNA repair.
AUGGCCACUCCACGCCCUACACAGGCCGCUCCACCUCUCUUCCGGGCGCUCGCCAGCUCUACUAGGCCAAUUCAGCAAAUGCUCAAGUGCAUCAACUUUACAAACAAAGUCCAUGUGGAGAUCACGGAGGAACUCAUCAAGUUUGCAGCUGAUCAGUCUCGAGUCACUCAAGGCGUCGCAAGCUUGGACAAAUCCCUCUUCACCAACUUCUCUCUCAAUAUCCCUCAAGCAGAGGAUGGAAGCGAACCAAUUUACCCGAACUUCCAGAUCUCAUUGGCCGCAUUCCUCGAGACACUCCAGAUCUUUGGCGCCUCCGACGCCGCCGCGCGACAGGCAAAGGCCGACGCAGACCCCUUCCGCAGCAACCUCCGCAAUUACCGCCCAGAUGCCUUUAGCAACCAGACCCUUGGAAUGACGGGCACUUGUGUCCUGUCGUACCCCGAGGAGGGAGGCUCUUUCAGCGUCAAUCUCGAAGAGACUGGCGUCAACACCACCUGCAACCUCAACACCUACUUACCCGAGGCACCUGAGGACAUCCCUUUUGACAGAGACGACAUUGCCUUCAAGAUCAUCAUGCAGUCACGAUGGCUGCUGGACGCACUUACCGAGAUGGCGCACUCCAAUCCCACCCGGCUCGUCAUCGCGACGUCGAAGCAGGAGCCGUACUUACGGCUGUCUUGCACGGGACCAUUGGGCGGAUCAAGUGUGGACUUCGCUAAGGGACGAGAUCUGCUAGAGACGUUCACCGUAAGGGACAAAUGGGUGCAGAGUUUCAAGUUCGACAUGAUCAAGACGGCCAUUGAGGCGAUGCGCCUUGCCAGCAAGGUCAGUCUUCGAGGCGACGGGCAGGGUGUCCUCAGCAUGCAGUUCAUGGUGGAGGUGGAGGGAAGCAGAUCCAAUUUCCUCAUGUUCACUUUUGUCCCAUACGUUACUUCCGAGGAGGACGAGGAGGACGAUGAGGAAGACGAAGGAGAUGAGGAGGCCGAGGAUUGA